This is a messenger RNA of Ostrinia nubilalis (European corn borer), 2650 nucleotides long. RefSeq names its product hemicentin-1-like. The record is from RefSeq and is a predicted model, not a curated record. Gene Ontology annotation, cellular component: neuronal cell body; axon; plasma membrane. Bases 47 to 2650 code for a protein of 867 amino acids. NCBI's taxonomy places the organism in Eukaryota, Metazoa, Arthropoda, Insecta, Lepidoptera, Crambidae. Gene Ontology annotation, biological process: synapse organization; homophilic cell-cell adhesion. The transcript is spliced from 16 exons. Gene Ontology annotation, molecular function: axon guidance receptor activity.
ACUCCAGAACCUUGCUGCCCCAUCGGCCGUCAGUUUUGCGCUUACUAUGUGCCCUGCCCAUUGCCACUUCAGCUUGCUAAUCCGUCCGUCCGUCCGUGUAAAUGGAAUACUUAUUGUAAUUUGCAGAUUCAUAGCAAACGUCACAGAUUUCGGCGAAUACACGUGUCUUGUUGAAAAUGACUUCGGCAACGCAUCUGUAUCAUUCCCGUUAUAUGUUUGGGUUCCCCCUUCAAUCCAUCCCUUGGAGUCGACAAAACAUGUACUCGCUGGCUCAAACACCACUCUUCAAUGCGAUGCUAUGGGGUUCCCCAUACCAAACAUAGUAUGGGAGUUCCAUGAUGAAAUCCUUAUAGAAAACACCACCGAUUUAAGCUUUAAUGAUAUUGGGAACCUGUUUAUAACAAAUGUAAGCUCGAAACACGAAGGUUCUUACGCCUGCGAAGCGGGAAACAUCGCAGGAAACGACAAGAAGUUCAUUUAUUUACAUGUAAACGAACCGCCCAAAAUCUUAGAUCAAGAAUUCUUAGGCCCGUAUUUAGCGACGAACAUGGAUACUGAGUUGGUUAUCUCAUGCAAAGCGUCAGGGAAACCUAAACCUUACGUGCUGUGGAGUAAGGAUGGAAUACUUUUGGACAAUGAUGAGACUUACAAAAUAGAUUUUGAUGGGACACUGACUAUAAAGUCGCCAACCGAAGAACUUAGUGGACAGUAUGUCUGCAUUGCGAAAAACGCAGUUGGCGAAACUAACCACACUAUCUCAGUGGAGAUUUACUCUUUACUAACGCGAACGCAGUCUGAAGAAUCUCACACCAAAGUGACGUUGUUGGAAGGCACCAACGCCAGCGUCGAGUGCCCGGUGCCCGCCUCUCGCAAGGAUCUAGUGAAAUGGUAUAAGGGCGCAAAGCUGAUAUCAGAAGGCGUGCUUCAAAUAACCAACGUGUCCCGCCACAACACCUCUGAGCUUGCAUGCGUGGUCACCAAUAUGGCCGGCUCUGCAUAUGCCAGCGUCAGUCUUGACGUGGAAUGGGCUCCGGCGUUUGAGGAUAAAGGAUAUACAGACGUGGAAGUUGUGAGAGGAAAUGACUGGUACUUUGACUGCGCUGUAGAUGCCAAGCCAAGGGCGAAGACCAAAUGGCUGUUCAACUCGAAGCUGAUAGUGUUCGAGGACAAAGAGCGGCUGAAGCUCCUAAAUGUCCAGCUGCGACACACCGGUACAUAUAAAUGCAUCGUCAGCAACAAACACGCUACUGUGACUAGGCAGUUCACUCUGGAUGUAUUAGUUCCUCCUUUCAUAUCCGAGUUUGAUCUGUUGGAUGUGCAGCUGAAAGAAAGUACCAACGCUACUCUAGAGUGCAAUGCCAAGGGCUCGCCUCAACCUGACGUCAAGUGGACUUAUAACAACUCAAAUUGGCAAGUCCAAAACUCGUCUCUCGUCAGUGCGGGCCUGACCGAGGCUUCCGAAGGCCUGUACCGCUGUGACGCGGUCAACAAGGCCGGUACCGCACACAUUGUGUAUAGAGUGAGUGUGGUUGCUGCAGCGAGAAUUACGGAGGUCGUGCUUUAUAAUGGAGAGGCUUCUACGGUGGACAAAGUGGCUGAAGUUGUGGAAGGCACAAGCGCAAGAAUAUCUUGCAAAGCGUCAGGCAAGCCUGUACCGAAGAUUCAAUGGAUACGCAACGGCGAAGCGAUCGGCGAAAACGAUGAGAGCAUAAGCUACGCUGACUUGGUUUUGAAAGAUGUGAAACUGAAUGACGCCGGCGUGUACGCAUGCGUGGCGUCUAAUGAGGGAGGAGUGGCUGAAGAGAAAAUUCGGUUGGAGGUGUUAGAGCCUCCAAAAAUAUUCCAAACCCUGUUCCAAGAUAACUCAACAGUCGAAGUCAAUUUGGAAGUAAUAACAGGCCAGUCGUUUUACCUGCACUGCCAUCCUUACGGCAACCCAUUGCCUGAAAUUUAUUGGUUCAAGGAUGGGCUACCACUAAGGUUGUUCGAUGACAGCUUGGUAUCAAGCGAGUAUGGAGAGGUAUUGCAAGCCAGGGCGGCGGCGACGACCCACGCGGGAAACUAUACGUGCGUUGCUAGAAAUGCCAUCGGCAACGCGAGUCUGGUAUACCUUCUCGACGUCAUGGUUCCUCCACCGAUACCAAAAGAAAGCGCUAAGCUAGUGACAACUCGAGCGGGCAGAGUGUUACAAUUAAAAUGCCCUGCGGAAGGAAGCCCUGUGCCGGCCGUGAUGUGGCUCAGGCAUCCCUACACCGAGCUAAGUGAUGGCUCGCCCAGAGUCACCUUGCUCGAUGACAACUUUACUCUCGGCAGCCCUGUGCCGGCCGUGAUGUGGCUCAGGCAUCCUUACACCGAGCUAAGUGAUGGCUCGCCCAGAGUCGCCUUGCUCGACGACAACUUUACUCUGGUAAUAAACAACACAGAAGUCUCCGACAGCGGGAAAUACUCCUGCAUAAUGACGAACAAAGUGGGGACAACAGAACUGGUGUUUGACGUGACCGUGGAAAUGCCGCCUUCCAUUGUUGGCAACACCGCCGCUCAAGACACGAGUGUGGAGAAUCAUGUGGUGCCGUUGAUGAGGAGCCUUGUGCUCAAAUGUGAGGUGGAUGGCAACCCUGCGCCGAAGGUCAGCUGGCUCAAGGUAAUUUGA